This is a messenger RNA of Penicillium griseofulvum, 921 nucleotides long. RefSeq names its product Serine hydrolase FSH. Lineage: Eukaryota; Fungi; Ascomycota; Eurotiomycetes; Eurotiales; Aspergillaceae. The transcript has a single exon. The coding region runs from base 1 to 921 and encodes 306 amino acids. The record is from RefSeq and is a predicted model, not a curated record. Gene Ontology annotation, cellular component: cytoplasm; nucleus.
AUGCCUCGUAUCCUUUGUCUCCACGGGCACGGAACCAGUGCCUCAAUCUUCAAAUCCCAAACGGCCGCGUUUCGGUCCAAGCUCGAUGAUAGUUAUGUCUUCGAGUUCAUCAACGCCCCAUUCACUAGCCAGGGCGCACCCGCAAUAAGCAUCAUCUACAAGACUCAAACAUACACAUGGUGGCCUCAGGGCACGCCCGAGUCAAUCCGUUUCGCCCACAAAUGGGUAUCCGACUAUGCUCGCGAAAACGGACCCUAUGAUGCUUUCUGCUGCUUCUCGCAGGGAUGUUCCCUCACUGCAACUAUGGCACUCUACCAUGCCAUGAACAGCGAUCAGCCCGAUCUGGAACCGCUCCCAUUCCGUGCAGCCAUCUUCAUAUGUGGUGGCGUCCCCUUACCAGCUCUCGAAGAUAUGGGUCUAGAGGUUUCGCCUCGCGCGCAUGAAGUCAAUCGGUAUACGGGAGCCUUGCUGAAUGAGACAGCUGGGCGGUUGGCAGUGCUAGCUGAGAAUCUGUAUUUGAUCAAUCGUGGUUUGGGGCUGUGGGAAUACGCUGCAGAUCGCAAUCUGCAUAACCCUGAGUUUAGGCCGGAGCGUAGCGAUGUCUUUGGACUUGAUUUCACCAAGUUUCCAGAGAAUGCACGCAUCAAAAUCCCCACUGUGAAUAUAUAUGGUUCGAAGGAUCCCAGGUGGCCGGCUGGUAUUCAGUUGGCGGAAUUCUGUGAUGACACUGUGGAGUUUGAUCAUGGUGGCGGGCAUGAUAUCCCUCGUUCCACGGAGGUUUCGAACAAGAUUGCCGAUAUGAUUAGACAGGUUAUAGAGAGAGUCCAAGUACCGAGUAAAAAGGUUACGGAGCAGGUGGUACUGAAGGGGCUAUCGGACUUGAAGGUUGAGUAUGCCACCAUCAGUGUAAAUGCGCUAUAA